Molecule: messenger RNA, 1816 nt
Organism: Zalophus californianus (California sea lion)
Lineage: Eukaryota; Metazoa; Chordata; Mammalia; Carnivora; Otariidae
Gene: CPSF7
Product: cleavage and polyadenylation specific factor 7
Exons: 10
Coding region: 150-1565 (471 amino acids)
Biological process (GO): mRNA alternative polyadenylation
Cellular component (GO): mRNA cleavage and polyadenylation specificity factor complex
Molecular function (GO): mRNA binding
Source: RefSeq, a predicted model, not a curated record
GUGGGGGGGGCGGGACUGGGGCCGAGAGCGGUUCGCGCGCUUCGGGCCUAGUCCGGACUCGCCGCCGCCGCCGCCAUAUUCCCGGAUACCGCAGUGGCAUCUUCCUUACUUUGUCCGUUCUCCGGGCUCGCGAUCUUCCUUCCGGAGCCAUGUCAGAAGGAGUGGACUUGAUUGAUAUAUAUGCUGACGAGGAGUUCAAUCAGGACCCAGAGUUCAACAAUACAGAUCAGAUUGACCUGUAUGAUGACGUGUUGACAGCCACCUCACAGCCCUCAGAUGACAGAAGCAGCAGCACUGAGCCACCACCUCCUGUUCGCCAGGAGCCGUCUCCCAAGCCCAAUAACAAGAGUCCUGCGAUCCUGUACACGUACAGCGGCCUCCGCAAUAGGCGAGCUGCUGUCUAUGUGGGCAGCUUCUCCUGGUGGACCACAGACCAGCAGCUGAUCCAGGUUAUUCGCUCUAUAGGAGUCUAUGAUGUGGUGGAGUUGAAAUUUGCAGAGAAUCGAGCAAAUGGCCAGUCCAAAGGGUAUGCUGAGGUGGUGGUAGCCUCUGAAAACUCUGUCCACAAAUUGUUGGAACUCCUUCCAGGAAAAGUUCUUAAUGGAGAAAAAGUGGACGUGAGGCCGGCCACCCGGCAGAACCUGUCACAGUUUGAGGCACAGGCUCGGAAACGUGAGUGCGUCCGAGUCCCAAGAGGGGGAAUACCUCCACGGGCCCAUUCCCGGGAUUCUAGUGAUUCUGCUGAUGGACGGGCCACACCCUCUGAGAACCUUGUACCCUCAUCUGCCCGUGUGGAUAAGCCCCCCAGUGUGCUGCCCUACUUCAAUCGCCCUCCUUCAGCCCUCCCCCUGAUGGGUCUGCCCCCACCCCCAAUUCCACCCCCACCUCCUCUCUCCUCAAGCUUUGGGGUCCCUCCUCCUCCUCCUGGCAUCCACUACCAGCAUCUCAUGCCCCCUCCUCCUCGAUUACCUCCUCAUCUGGCUGUACCUCCCCCUGGGGCCAUCCCACCUGCCCUUCACCUCAAUCCAGCCUUCUUCCCCCCACCAAAUGCUACAGUGGGGCCUCCACCAGAUACUUACAUGAAGGCCUCAGCACCCUAUAACCACCAUGGCAGCCGAGAUUCGGGCCCUCCGCCCUCUACAGUGAGUGAAGCAGAAUUUGAAGAGAUCAUGAAGCGAAAUAGAGCAAUUUCCAGCAGUGCCAUUUCCAAAGCGGUAUCUGGAGCCAGUGCAGGGGAUUACAGUGACGCGAUUGAGACGCUGCUCACAGCCAUUGCUGUUAUCAAACAGUCCCGGGUCGCCAAUGAUGAGCGUUGCCGUGUCCUCAUCUCCUCUCUUAAGGACUGUCUUCAUGGCAUUGAAGCCAAGUCCUACAGUGUGGGUGCCAGCGGGAGCUCGUCCAGGAAGAGACACCGGUCCCGAGAGCGAUCGCCUAGCCGGUCCCGGGAGAGCAGUAGGAGGCACCGGGACAUGCUUCAUAACGAAGAGCGGCAUGAUGAUUACUUCCAGGAAAGGAACCGGGAGCACGAGAGACACCGGGAUAGAGAACGGGACCGGCACCACUGAGAAAGGAGUCUGGUUGGAAGCAAAUGUUUUUUUAAUGGACUUGCAUCUCCUCACCUUGAUCAGGACUAAAGGACGGAGGCCACUCCACCCCUCCCCCUUCCUCCAAACCCCUAGCCCCCUUCAGACACCCAGGGAAUACCCUCUGCCCUACAGGAUUGAAGACUGCCUGGCAGCCCUCCCAAUCCCACACCUCCUGUUUGUCAGGGGAAGGAACCUAAAGACUUUGUGUGGUUGGGAGGGGUGGCAGACAG